Messenger RNA from Nematolebias whitei (Rio pearlfish), 3073 nucleotides. RefSeq names its product myelin regulatory factor (gene myrf). Gene Ontology annotation, biological process: positive regulation of DNA-templated transcription; protein autoprocessing; central nervous system myelin maintenance. NCBI's taxonomy places the organism in Eukaryota, Metazoa, Chordata, Actinopteri, Cyprinodontiformes, Rivulidae. The transcript is spliced from 27 exons. Gene Ontology annotation, cellular component: endoplasmic reticulum membrane; nucleus. Gene Ontology annotation, molecular function: DNA-binding transcription factor activity; sequence-specific DNA binding. Bases 38 to 3073 code for a protein of 1011 amino acids. The record is from RefSeq and is a predicted model, not a curated record.
CUUUUGUUUCAGGAGUUGUCAUCUCAAGAACGUCAUCAUGCUUUGGCUACGUCCAGGUCAUGAUAUUACCAGUUCUCUGGAGCCAGCCAACAUCGACACCAGUAUCCUGGAAGAGUACAUCAGCAAGGAGGACGAUAGCGCUGACAUCUGUUUCUCAGAGGUCCACAGUGCACCAGGACCUAAUUACUCAUCUCCUCAGGCAGGAGUGUCCUCCUCUGGAGGACUGGCUUGUGGUGUGAGCCCCCCUAUUCUACUGCGCCAAGGAGCCCCUCCACCUGGGCCCUCCAGCUGUCAGAACGCCUACCCCCAAGGGCCGUCCGUGGGUCUUCGGCACGGUUACCCCUGCCUGGGACAGCAGCAACAAGCUCACAUCAAACCAGAGCACAGGGGGCACUACGCUCCAGGGACACUUCCUGAAUCCCCACCAGACUCCAGCUCAGAGCCGUAUUCUCCUCAACAGGUGAAUGACCCUCACAUGAUCAGGACCAUGACACCAGAAAAUAUGUGCCACAUGGCUCCGACGCCACCCCUCCCACCUCAUGGGCACUAUCCCAGCAUGCAUCGGGACAUGUACCUGAAGCCUGAGCCCAUGAUUUCACAGUAUCCUAUUGGACCAGUCACUAGUGGAAGUGGAGAUGUGCAGCAGACGCAGAUGCUCCAUCAGCUGCUGCAGCAUCCUCAGGGACAAGACAGCAUCCCUGGUCAUCAGGCGAAGAAGAGGAAGCACUCGGACUCACCCAACAGCACCUUGAAUUCCCAAAUCCUCACAGGUAUCAUCAAACAAGAACCAGGUUUAAUGCAGGACGCAGACAACAGCUACCUGGACCCGAACUAUCAGUGCAUUAAGUGGCAGCCUCACCAGCAGAACAAGUGGACGCCGCUUUACGAUGUCAACUGCAAAGAGCUUCCAAUGCCAACCUACCGGGUUGACGCUGACAAAGGCUUCAACUUCUCUUUGGCUGACGAUGCGUUUGUCUGCCAAAAGAAGAACCAUUUCCAGGUCACGGUCUACGUCGGAAUGCUCGGAGAUCCCAAGUACAUCAAGACAAACGAGGGCCUGCAGCCCAUCGACUGCUUCUGCCUCAAGCUUCACGGAGUAAAGGUGGAAGCCAUGAAUCAGUCCAUCAGUGUGGAGCAGUCCCAGUCCGACCGCAGCAAGAGGCCCUUCAAGCCAGUUCUUGUCACACUGCCAUCAGAGCAGGUGACAAAAGUCACAGUGGGACGGCUCCACUUCAGCGAGACCACGGCAAACAACAUGAGGAAGAAGGGCAAACCAAACCCAGACCAGAGGUAUUUCAUGCUGGUGGUGACGCUGCACGCUCAGUCCCACAGUCAGAGCUACACUGUGGCUGCUCACGUGUCGGAGAGGAUCAUCGUCAGGGUAACGUCUGGCCAUGCAUCCAACCCAGGCCAGUUUGAAAGUGACACCGAGGUGCUGUGGCAGCGUGGCCAGCUGCCGGACUCCGUGUACCAUCACGGCAGGGUCGGCAUCAACACGGACCGGCCCGACGAGGCCCUCGUUGUCCACGGCAACCUGAAGGUCAUGGGCUCCCUGGUCCACCCGUCUGACAUCAGGGCGAAAGAAAAUGUUCAGGAGGUGGACACCACAGACAAUUUAAAGCGCAUCUCUCAGAUGAGGCUGGUCCAUUAUCAGUACAAGCCUGAGUUUGCUGCCACUGUGGGCAUAGAGAGCACGGCAGAGACCGGCGUGAUUGCUCAGGAAGUUCAACAAAUCCUGCCGGAAGCCGUGAAAGAAGGGGGCGACGUGGUGUGUGCCAACGGAGAUACAAUUCCCAACCUCUUAGUCGUCAACAAGGAGCGCAUCUUCAUGGAGAACGUCGGAGCUGUGAAGGAGCUCUGCAAGCUAACCGACAACCUGGAGACUCGUAUAGACGAACUGGAGCGCUGGAGCCGCAAACUGGCCAAACUGCGCCGCCUCGACAGCAUGAAGAGCACCGUGAGCGGAGGCACGGUGAGCCAAUCAGGAAGCUACUUCAGCAGAACAGGAAGCGUCCCGCUCAAGAAAAAGACAGUCAAAAUUGGGAGCAAGAGCUCCCCUUUGGAUCAGGGCUGCAUCAGUCAGAGGUUCGUGCAGGGGACCAUCCUGGCUCUGGUCAUUGUUAUGGCCUUCAGUGUCAUUUCCAUGUCCGUGCUCUACAUGCUCACGCUUCACCACAGAGGAGACAUCGCAGAGAAAGAUGGCUGCGUUCCUUCCUGUGUCCUCUACAUCUCUUGGAUGCCCAUCUUCACUGCUACUGUAACUGUCUGUCCACCUGUCUGCAAAUGGUCAAGAGCUGCACUGGGAUCGUCUCACAAGAAUCCAUACACUCCACUCUCCACCACACCUGCACCAGCUUGCUGUUCAACCACAGCUGUAAACAACCAGUCAGCAACGACCCUGACCCUGAAUACAAACCAAACAACUUCAGGUUUAAGCAGCCUGGUUCCCACACCAGGCGCCAUUAACAAGAAGGCCAAGUCCAGGCCCAUGGACAAAGAUGGCCACAACAGGAACCGCCUCAGUCACACCUCCGCACCCAUGUACUUUGCCAAGUCCAAGAAACCUGUCCCUGCAGACCCAGAAGGAGCCGGAACCACCAAUCGCCUGCCUCAGGGCCAGCAGCCUGUGCCACGCAGACAACGCAGCCUACAUGGAAAAGGAACAGCUGCUCCCAGACUCUCAAGUGUUCAAAUUGUGGAGACAAAACAAGAAAUUACUGCACAAAGGUGUGCAACAGCAGAAACCUGCAGCUACACUCUUUCACUUCAUGGACAAAGAAAUGUCUCCUCUCAAAUUACUUUACUCAUGAUAUAUGCCAACAGUGUGUGGGUGCACCAGUGUGGAGCUACCAGAGGACGUUUAUGUUUCAACCACAAAGAGACAGAGAUCCAUGCUGGACAGAGUUCAUCAGCAAAGGGGACUCAUCAUCUUUGGUCAGUGUCAGCGUUCUCCUUCCAGGACAUCACGUACCGCUUCCGAGUCUCCCAGUCUAGGGAGGUGACUUGUGCCACAGAGGAAAAACUGUCACCGUACUCCGACUACCGUUUUGUUAUUCAGAGCAGCUGCGUGUGA